AUGGGUUUCGAUAAUGAAUGUAUUCUGAAUAUACAAACUCUUCCUGGUGAAUAUUUUUGCCCUGUUUGUCGGACACUCAUAUACCCCAACGAAGCUCUGCAAGCUCAGUGCACACAUCUCUACUGCAAACCUUGCUUGGCUUAUGUAGCAGCAACCACACAAGCCUGCCCUUAUGAUGGUUACUUAGUGACGGAAGCCGAUUCCAAGCCUCUGGUGGAUUCAAAUAAAUCACUUGCUGAGACAAUUGGUAAAGUUACAGUACAAUGCCUGUACAACAAGAGUGGUUGCCAAUGGCAAGGAAAUCUGUCUGAAUGCAACACACAUGGUACCGCUUGCGCCUAUGGGAACUCACCAGUUGUUUGUAACCGUUGUGGUACUCAGAUUGUACAUCGUCAAGUGCAAGAACAUGCUCAGCUUUGUCCUGGCGUGCAACCCCAAACACAACAGGCUGACGGUAGUCUUACACAGUCAUCAGCUGCAAUGACCCAGGCAGUCACCCAAGAUCCUUCUGCAAUUUCCUCUGUGGCGCCUGUAGCAGCUCCUACAGCUGGAGCUGUUACAGCUUCUGCACUGGUAACUGGUUCAGCUGGUGUGACCACAGCAAGCACGGUUGCUGUGGCCCCUUUCGCAGGGGCACCUACUUCUGCUACUCAAGGUCAAGCAGUUGCACCACAAAUUCAAACAGCUGAGCAGUACCAGCAGCAGCUCCAGUACCACCAGUACUACCAGCAGCAUUACCCUGGCUACAAUCCCUACACCCAGCAGUAUCAACAGUAUGGCCAAUACCAACAGUACACGCAACCUCAAACACAAGUGGCACCACAGAAUGUUGCUCAAGUUCCUGUACAACCUGCUCCAUAUGCUCAGCCUCAAUUCCUGCAGCCGUCACAGCCCCAACACAUGGUGCCAAACCAGUCCCAGAAUCCUCAACUCCAAGCACCAGCUGUUCAGCCACAGCCUCAGCAGAAUCCACCAUUGCAUUCAGCGCCUCAAAUUCCACAGAUGCAACCACAAGGUGAUGUACAACCUAUAGCCCAUACCCAAGUUGGUAAUCAGCCAUUUGCAAUGCCUGCAACUCAAGCAAUAGCCUCCCAGGUGCAGCCAUAUGUGCAACCUCAUCCUCCACAUCAUCAGCAGGCUGUUACCCAGCAACAACCGCAAAUGCAGUACCCACCUCAGCAGCAACAUCUUCAAUCUCAGGUGCAGCACCAGCAUCCACAAGUGCAGCAGCAAUCGUACCCACAACCUCAUGUCUAUCAUCAGCCUCAUCCAGUUGCACAAUCUCAGAACCCUUCAGUACAUGGGGUAGCAGGUCAUCAAUCAUAUUCGCAGCCUCAGCCAGCACAUCAGAUGCCACAUGGUGCUGCAAUCCAGCACCCUGUACAUGCAUCUCACCAACAGUUAGUUGGUCCUCAGCAUCCUGCACUUGUACACCCUCCUCAGGGUCAAUUUCCGUUGCAAGGUCAACAGCCAUCCAUGCUGGCUCCUCAAGGUAGUCAGCAUACCCCACAACAUCAGCAACAUGGGCAUCAGGCUCAGCGGCCACCAAUGCAUCCCAGCAUCCCUUCGCAGGCACCACCACAAGGAUUUCCUCUUAGCACACCCGUUCCUCCACAAACAGGUCAAUCAUACCAGCAAGGAAUGCACUCAAAACAACAACAGAUACAUCCUCAACCUUUCCAGCCCCAUGGUCCACAAUAUAUGCAGCAGCAGCAGCAUGUUCCAACCUCGACUAGCAGGUCUACGAGUUAUGUUGCAACACCGCAUCAGUUCCAAGAAUCAGGAAAGUCAGAAAGUGCAGCUAAUGCUACUGGCAAUGCUGAAGUAGGUGAUAAUACAAAUGGAGGCGGUGAAUAUUCUGGCAUAAAGCCAGAAUUGCUGGGUGAUAAAAAUGUGAAUGGGGAGCAGAAUGAUUUUAGUAAUAUCAGAAAAAAUGCGGUACAAACUGGCAUUGCAUUGGGUGUUGCAGAUGGUUUAGACAAAGGCAAAGGAAAGGAUGAGUCUGGUGUCCAGGAAAGUAAUUCACAGUCUGAAGCUUCAAAUAUAUCCAAUGAUCUUGAGAAAGGAGGAUCAUUGCAGCAGGCAUCACAGAAAGGCCAGGGAGCGCUGGGUUCCUAUGUGCCCCCAGGCAUGGGCCGACAGUGUCCAUCCGGACCUGAUACCAUGCUUUCUCAGCAUAUGCUCCAUCCUGGUCCUGUGCCAUGUACGCAAGCCCAGACGAAUCAAAUGAGGCCACCUAGUCAUAGUUUUCCUGAAAAUGUCCGGCCUACAGUGCAGCAACAACUAUAUGGUGUAUAUCAAUCUGAAAUGGCACCAAGGGCGCUUGCACCAAACCUUCCGCGGCCUGCACCCACCAGACCUGAUGAUGGCAUGAUUCGACCGUCCAUGGCUGGACCCUUGCCUGGACUUCAUGACACAACUAUGCCUCCUUUUGCUCCAGAAAAUGUUGGCCGACCACAUCCUGUUGGAAUGAGAAAUGGUGUUGGCGGAGAGCAGCUAGGAAAUUCCAGGGCUUUCCACGAAGAAGGGUUCAAUUCUUCACAGGAACAUUUCAGGUCGUUGGCGCCACCAUAUCCUGGCAGAUACAAUGUCAACCCUAAAGAUAUUGAAGAGAAUAUGAAGCAAUUUCCAGGGCCAACUCAUCUUGAUGAUGACAGUUUUCAGAGAGGCCCAAGGCCUUUUGAUGGUUUCGAUUCAUUACCUGGAAGGCCUCCAUUCCCAAACAAGCCAGGCCCAUAUCCUAUAGGCUUCCCUGAAGAUUUAUCAAGGAAGCCCCAUUCAAUUGUUGGCCAUCCUGACUUUGUGUCACCUGGUGCAGAAUUUGGCCAUCACAGGGUUGAUGGAAUGCCUAGAAACCCAGGUUCAUUUGUUCAAGGGAUGACAGCUGGUCCUGGAGGUCUUCGUAAGGACCAGCUAGGCCCUGGCAACCUUCCAGGGAGUAGACAGCAUGAUUUUGACAAUCCAGGGUUCCCUCAUACACAUUUCCACCCUGCUGAUAUUUUUCUUCCAAGAAAUCUUCAUGGUUCUGAACCCCUUGGGCAUGGUCAAUUGCAUGGAAUUGAACCUUCUGGCCACCGGUUCCAAGGACACAUACAUCCAGAUGAUCCAAAUUUUGAUGACUAUUCUCGACAUGGUUUUCCACAAGAAUCUGGCCGCUUCAGUUCGGGUGGUUUCUUCAGUAGUGGAGAUGUUGGUUGGUGCCGGAUAUGCAUGUUUAACUGUGGGAGUGCAGAGGACCUUGGUUUACAUGUGCAUACAAGAGAACAUCAGCAGCAUGCAAUGGACAUUGUUCUGAAAAUGAAGCAUGAUGUUGCGAAGCGACAGAAAAUGAAUCCUGGAGGCCCCAAGUCAUUAAACAAAAAAGUAGCCAUGAAGAGCAACUUCCAUGGAAAUAGGCGUUAG
Molecule: messenger RNA, 3402 nt
Organism: Triticum turgidum subsp. durum (durum wheat)
Lineage: Eukaryota; Viridiplantae; Streptophyta; Magnoliopsida; Poales; Poaceae
Source: the annotation of a GenBank genome assembly